AAACAAAUUCGAAAUGCCCUAAUUUAAAUGUGGGAUAGAAUCGGCGCCGUCGCGAGGAUUUGGUCAAAUCAAUGGUUACUGACACUCUCCGAGAAGAUGGUGGAGAAGAAGACCACACGAAAAUGCUUAUAAUCGACGGUGCAUCGGAGCUUCAGAUGUGCCGGAUCCACUCGAUCGAAUCAACGGUUGUGAUUCGUCAGUUACCGUCUCAAGGCAUCUCCUUCAAGCUCUGGCUUCCUGCAACAACUCUCGUCACGCUUCUCGAUAACUACCGUCGUGACCCAAUCAACAGCCCUCUCACUCGCACACUCUCGAGUUUCACAUCGGACGGCUCAGAUUCUUCUACGCGGCUCAACAUCGUCGAGCUCGGAUCCGGAACAGGGAUCGUCGGAAUCGCUGCGGCCGCGACGUUAGGAGCCAAUGUUACAUUGACGGAUCUCCCAAACGUUAUCGAGAAUCUCAGAUUCAACGCCGACGCGAACGCUGAAGUCGUGGCUAGAUCCGGUGGGAAAAUCCACGUGGCGGCUCUCAGGUGGGGAGAAGAUGGUGACGUGGAGGUUUUGGGUCAAAGUGUUGACUUGAUUUUAGCGUCUGAUGUGGUCUACCAUGAACAUCUUUACGAGCCUCUCCUUAAAACGCUGCGUUUGAUGCUCUUAGGAGGAGAUGAUAAAAAAGAAGACUCAAAGAGAGUGUUUCUUAUGGCUCAUCUCAAGAGAUGGAAGAAAGAAUCUAUCUUCUUCAAGAAAGCUCGGAAGCUCUUCGAUGUUGGUGUUAUACACUGUGAUGAUCCUCAAGAAGGUUCUCGAAUCGGAGUUGUAGUUUACCGUUUUGCACCGAGAGAUCAUACCAUGAAGAAAUUUGUUUUGUCAAAUGUUGGUGAUGAAUGAAAACUGUUUCAUCCCAAUUCGGAGGCUUGAAAAGAUUACUUCUUUCUUUGUGUUGCUUAAAACAAUGGAAAUGGAAAACUUGCGAUACAGUUGUCCGUACUGAGAAGGAAGUAAAGAGAGAAGGAAAGAAG
Messenger RNA from Eutrema salsugineum, 1018 nucleotides. Its product is annotated as protein N-lysine methyltransferase METTL21A. The transcript has 2 exons. Bases 72 to 887 code for a protein of 271 amino acids. NCBI's taxonomy places the organism in Eukaryota, Viridiplantae, Streptophyta, Magnoliopsida, Brassicales, Brassicaceae. The record is from RefSeq and is a predicted model, not a curated record.